Lytechinus pictus (painted urchin) is the source of this 4213-nucleotide messenger RNA. RefSeq names its product RING-type E3 ubiquitin-protein ligase PPIL2-like. The record is from RefSeq and is a predicted model, not a curated record. The transcript has 18 exons. Gene Ontology annotation, cellular component: catalytic step 2 spliceosome. Gene Ontology annotation, molecular function: peptidyl-prolyl cis-trans isomerase activity; ubiquitin protein ligase activity. Lineage: Eukaryota; Metazoa; Echinodermata; Echinoidea; Temnopleuroida; Toxopneustidae. The coding region runs from base 138 to 1748 and encodes 536 amino acids. Gene Ontology annotation, biological process: protein peptidyl-prolyl isomerization; protein folding; protein polyubiquitination.
AAACUAUACGGUAUGGUACGUAGGACGUAGAACUUAGAUCAUCAUUAAUAAUACUUAGUGGAGAAAAUCGACGCGGAACUCCGGAAUUUUAUUGAAAUUUAAUUUUUACCUUGUUCAAGUAGAGUCGAUAAAUCAAGAUGGGGAAGAGACAACAUCAGUCAGAUAAGAUGUAUCUGACCUCCAAGGAGUGGACGGCAUUCUACGGUGGCAAGAAAACUGAAUCACAGAAAUCUGAGUUUCGUAGAUUACCAUUUGAUCAUUGCAGUCUAUCCCUUCAGCCUUUUGAGCACCCCUACUGUACUUCAGAUGGUAUUAUCUUUGAUCUGAUGAGUAUUGUACCAUUCAUCAAAAAGUACAAGACCAACCCCAUCACAGGGCAGGCACUAGAUGCUAAAUCACUGAUCAAGCUUCAUUUCCACAAGAACACUGACGGAAAGUACCACUGCCCUGUGACUUUCAAGGUGUUCAACCAGAAUACUCACAUCAUCACUGUGAAAACAACAGGCAAUGUGUAUUGUUUCGAAGCUAUUGAGCAGCUUAAUAUCAAAGCCAAGAACUGGAAGGAUUUGCUGACCGAUGAACCCUUCAAACGAUCAGAUAUCAUCACCAUACAAGACCCAAGCCAGCUGGAUAAGUUCAAUAUUUCUACCUUCCAUCACAUCAAAAACAAUCUGAAAGUUGAAGAUGCAGCUGAGAUUCAAGCUAGGAAAGACCCAAAGUAUACCCUCAACAAGACAAAUGUGGAGACAGAGGACAUCUUGGGAACACUCUACAAAGAAUAUCAGCCUUCGGAAGAGAAAGAAGAAAAGAAACAGAAAGCAGAUAAGAUCAAUUCUGCACACUUCAGCACAGGUAGAGUGGCAGCAGGGUUCACCUCAACAGUUAUGGCCCCUCAAACUGUGCAUGAAGCAGCUGUAAUUGAUGAAGACAUCAUAAGAUAUGAGCGGGUGAAGAAGAAAGGCUAUGUUAGGAUGAAUACCAACAAAGGGACUCUCAACAUUGAACUCAGAUGUGAUCUGGUACCAAAGACAUGUGAAAACUUCAUUCAGCUGUGUGCAAAAGGAUACUACAAUGGCACCAAAUUUCAUAGGUCAAUCAAGAACUUCAUGAUUCAAGGUGGAGAUCCAACAGGUACUGGAACUGGUGGGGAGUCAAUAUGGGGGAAACCGUUCAAAGAUGAUUUCAAGCCUAAUCUAAGCCACACCGGAAGGGGUGUACUUAGUAUGGCCAACUCUGGUCCAGACACAAACAAGUCACAAUUCUUCUUCACAUUCAGAUCAUGCAAAUACUUGGAUGGAAAGCACACCAUAUUUGGAAGCAUUGUUGGUGGUCUGGAUACAUUGACUGCCAUGGAGAAGGUGGAGACUGAUAAGAAAGACAGACCGGUGAAGGAUAUCAUCAUCCAAGACACUGUCAUCUUCGUCAAUCCAUACGAAGAGGUUGAUAAAGAGAUUGCUGAGGAGAGAUUAAAACUGAAAGAAGAAGAGACAAGAGAAAAGAAACCUUCCCAGUCUACAGCGAUAAUACCAGGAACGACAGACAAACCUCGGGUUUAUAGACCGGGGGUUGGCAAGUACUUGGCCCAAUUAUCAAGGGAUACUCCUGACAGGCCUUCCUCAAGUUCAACUUCAGACCAACCAAGUAGCAGUGGAGUUACAAAGAGACCAGUAGAAGCAGAUAGCAGUAAACAAGGCAACAAGAAAAAGGUCAAAAGUUCAAUGAAUUUGAGUGACUUCAGUGCUUGGUGAUCAGACCCAUAAAAGCUGGGAAUAAUACUCUUCUGGAAAAGACCAUGUUAUGCAAAAUGUACGAUCUCUAUACAUUAGAGAUUUGGUCAUUGAUUGGUUGAAUUGUCAUUGUCAAGGGCCUUUUAUUUUUCAUGGGGCCUCGGGCAUGGUGUUAUAGGCUGAAAGAUUGUUAUACUCUUGCAAAUCAUGUGGUCAUUUCUUUACAUGGAAGAUAGUCUGUAUGAUGAAAAAGUUAUCAAGAGUGAGCAGUGUUACAUUUCUUGAAAAUUUGUAAAAGUAGCAAAGGAAAAUUGUCUAGAUGACAAUCCGCUAUCACCCAAUCAAAUUUCAGUGGCUUUUAACAGAAGUAUAAUUGUGAGAUUGAUGAAAUGAGACCCUUUGCAAUCAUCAGGGUAAGUACUUUUUUGGUCAAUGUCAUAGGCAACCAAUGAAAAUACUGAGAUCCUUGCAUGAUAAGCUGAAUGUACAACAUGGCUUGCUUAAAGGACAAGUCCACCCCAACAAAAACUUGAUUUGAAUAAAAAGAGAAAAAUUCAACAAGCAUAACACUGAAAAUUUCAUCAAAAUCGGAUGUAAAAUAAAAAAGUUAUGGCAUUUUAAAGUUUCACUUAUGUUCAACAAAAUAGUUAUAAGAACGAGCCAGUUACAUCCAAAUGAGAGAGUUGAUGACAUCACUCACUCACUAUUUCUUUUGUAUUUUAUUAUAUGAAAUAUGAAAUAUUUUUAUUUUCUCGUCAUUGUCAUGUGAAAUGAAGUUUCAUUCCUCCCUGAACUCGUGGAAUUCCAUUAUUUUAAUAUUUUGUGCUUCAGGCAAGGAGGUCCUAAUCGUCAAAUUCGGAAAAAUUGAAAAAUUGUAUAAUUCAAACAAUAAAAAACAAAAGAAAUAGUGAGUGAGUGACAUCAUCGACUCUCUCAUUUGGAUUUAACUGGCUCGUUCAUAUAACUAUUUUGUUGAAAAUAAGCGAAACUUUGAAAUGUCAUAACUUUCUUAUUUUACAUUCGAUUUUGAUGAAAUUUUCAGCAUUGUGCUUGUCUGAUUUUUCUCUAUUAAUUCAAAUCAACAUUGUUCUGAGGUGGACUUGACCUUUAAAGCUAUAUUCAAGUAGUCGCAUCAAAUGAUUAUAACAUUAAAAAGCAUUCAAAAUUGAGGUCAGUUGUCUGAAUAUCUUUAAGAUCUAGAUCCAGUAUGCCCAUGUACACCUAUCUUUGUGAAGUCAUUAUAUUCAAGCUAAAAAGCAAGUGAAGAUUACCAACACCAGUAACUACAUGUGGGACCCUGUAGUAACAGAAUUUAUCCUUUUGAAGACAUCAAAACAUUGGCUGUUGGAGCAACAAAUUCAAAUCAAAUUUUUGGAUAUAGACAAGAUAUCACUUGAGAGAUUAUCUUGUCAUGUGAUAGAAAAAAAAAUUGAUUGCCUACCCCCCCAGAAAUAUUUGUGAGUGCACUUGAUCUCUUCAUGAAAAAAAAAAUUCCUUAUUUAUUUCAUAUGCAGUGUGCCAUCGCAUAAGAUUUAUCGUUACUGCAUGGUGGUGUUUUAUAACACUAUAAGUUUCGACUUUCUGCAUGAUUUCUAUAACAAGUUUAAGAUCAGCCAGUCAAAUUGAAUGCUUUUCUAUGUUAGUGUCAUACACACCAAAUUAUUAUUUGCAAAUUUGUUAUUAUAGCAAGUUUUAUGAUACGGGGGCCCAAGUUGUUUGUUCAGUCAUGUGAAACUUAAAAGCAGCAUUGUUAAACUCCGCCCUUGUAGCUUUGUAGUAAGUGGUCAGUUUCACAAGAAAUGAUUGAAUGUUGAACAGUGGUGUCAUGGUACCUGAUAUGUAUGGCAGGGUUACCACGUUCAAUAUUAGGCAUUGUGCUGAUAUGUUUAUAGUCGAGAUCUAGAUGUUAGUAGUUAUUUGUUCAGGGACCAGUUGCAGAAAAAGUUGCGUUUAAACGCAAGCCAGAAAAUCAAUCGCAAGUCUCAAAUGCGCGCUGUUGAUUGGUUGAAAAUCAAGUUGUGCAUGACUUUUAGAGUUGCGAUUGAUUGCAACUCUUUCUGCAACGGGCCCCAGGAAACCCUACCCUCACUCAUUGCAUAAAGUAUACCAGUAUACCAUCCCUCCCUCUUUUCAAGAGAGCAUGUACGUCCAUGGUAAGAGAAGGUGAAAAGAGUGAGGACUGGUAUUUUGGUGUGUAUAAUUUAUGCAGUGAGUGAGUGUAGGGUUUCUGACCAAAUAAUUUCUAGAUCUAGACUUAUGUGUUUGAAAUCUCAGGGGAUACUUUUUUAUCGCAUGUACCAAGGCUACCAACUUAAUGAAUUAAUAUUUAGGGUUUCUUUGCCAUAAUGGUAUAUCCUGUGGUAACAGGGCUUGACGGCUAAUCAAAAUAAAUGUUUCCAUGGAAGUUAUCUACAUACAAAAUAAGAGUGGCUUAUAUUAUUUGUUUUGUAUGAUGAAUAAAGUUUAUGUAUAGUGAAAAAUACCAA